UAAAGCAUUAAACAAUAUCAAGAAUGAUAACCAAAACAUAAGGUCGAAUUUCAUUUAUAGAAGGGGAGAUCAAGUAAGAAUGAUAACCAAAAAAUGAGUACGGAGUAGUAGACUAGUAGUAGCUUGAUUAAAUACUCUUUAAUUAAUUAAAAGAAAAAAUAAUAAAAAUCAUUUUCAACAGCCCACCUUCGAAUCGCCAUCUCCAUACAUACUCUCUGUCCUCUCUCUCUCUCUUCAUUUACCGUUUCCCCAGUCAACACGGACAACUCCUCGAAAAACCCUAGAAACCUCCUCAAUCUUCUAUUAUACAUUCAUUCAAUUCAAUUCCUUCUCAUUUCAAUUCAAUCCAAUUUAAUUGUUCCAGAUUCAUUUGUUUCCCAGCUGAAUUUGUUACAAAAAUUAGCUAAAAUGUCGUCGGAAAUCGAAAUAGUUGAAGAAGAAGUCGUGCAAUCGAGAGAUCGAUCAAUGGCGGCGGAAGCUUCAUCGUCGACUUCAAUGUUGGAGGAGAGAGAAAAUGAGGAGAGUUUGAAAGACGAUGUUUACACUGCUGCGGCGUAUGGUGAUAUGGAGAAGCUUCAGAGAUUAGUGGAGAGAGAAAAUUGCUCUGUUUGUGAACCUGAUGCUCUUGGUUACUUUGCGUUGCAGUGGGCUGCUCUGAAUAAUCGUACUGCUGCUGCUCGCUACAUUCUUGAGCAUGGUGGAGAUGUAAAUGCAGCUGAUCACACUGGGCAGACAGCAUUGCAUUGGAGUGCUGUACGGGGAGCAGUCCAGGUUGCUGAGCUUCUCUUGCAAGAGGGUGCUCGAGUUAAUGCUGCUGAUAUGUACGGUUAUCAGACAACUCAUGUUGCAGCCCAGUAUGGCCAGACAGCUUUCCUUUAUCAUAUUGUUAUGAAAUGGAAUGCUGAUCCAGAUGUUCCAGAUAAUGAUGGAAGAAGUCCUUUGCACUGGGCAGCAUACAAAGGAUUUGCUGAUUCUAUACGUCUUCUUCUCUUUUUAGAUGCUUAUCGAGGACGGCAAGAUAAGGAAGGUUGUACCCCUCUCCAUUGGGCUGCCAUUCGAGGGAACUUGGAGGCCUGCACGGUUUUGGUACAAGCUGGAAAGAAAGAAGACCUGAUUGUGGCUGAUAACACUGGACUCACUCCAGCACAAUUGGCUGCUGAAAAGAAUCACAGACAAGUUGCCUUUUUCCUUGGAAAUGCUCGAAGGUUACUCGACAGACGUUGGGAUCCAAACAGCUGGCUUGGGAAACUCUCAAAAUUAGGACUUGCUCCUUUGUUGUGGUUUAUUAUUUUGUUGCUACUUGUAUUGUAUGCACAUUCAGUGAUCUUGGAUGCGAAGCUUCCAAGGUUAACAAUGGGCUUUGGCCUUCUUGCAUGGCUAGGUUUUUUCCUAGCUACCGCUGGAUUAGUCAUGUUCUAUAGAUGUAGCAGAAAGGAUCCAGGUUAUAUCAGAAUGAAUGUGCAUGAUGCUCAAAAUAUGAAGGAUGAUGAACCCUUGUUGAAAAUUGAGAUAGACAAUCCUGCCCUGGUCGCUGGAAACUGGUCCCAACUGUGCACAACAUGCAAGAUAGUCAGACCUCUUCGUGCAAAACACUGUUCAACAUGUGAUCGUUGUGUUGAACAAUUUGAUCACCACUGCCCUUGGGUGUCAAAUUGUAUUGGCAAGAAAAACAAAUGGGAGUUCUUCAUGUUUCUUGCACUGGAAGUUUCUGCUAUGAUAGUUACUGGCCUAGUCACUCUUAUAAGGGUUGUCAGCGACCCAUUGGCUCCGUCUUCUUUUGGAGCAUGGCUAAAUCAUGCUGGUACUCAUCAUAUUGGUGCCAUAUCAUUUCUACUUGCUGAUUUUUUCCUCUUUUUUGGGGUGGCUGUCUUAACUGUUGUCCAAGCUUCUCAGAUAUCUCGUAAUAUAACAACAAAUGAAAUGGCUAAUGUAAUGCGUUACAGCUAUCUGAAAGGUCCAGGUGGUCGAUUUAGAAAUCCCUUUGAUCACGGGGCUAGGAAAAAUUGUUCAGAUUUUUUGAUUAAUGGUUACAAUGAAGAUGUGGAGCGUAUUGAAGAAUCAGGUCAUGAAGAAGAAAUCGGGAUGGUGCAAAUGGGAUGCAACCCAAACAUGCCAAAUGGGGUAGUGCAUCCUCACCAAACCAAUGGCAAUGGCCAUAUUGCUAUUAAUGUCGAUCCAAAGAAUUCAGAUACUGGGCAUGGUCAUUCUCAUUCUCAAUGUAAUCAUCAUCAUAGUCAUGGAAGAACAAAUGGUGCUCCCCUAGGCUUGGGUUUGGGUCUCGGUAAAAGUAGUUCUCAAUCCGUAACUGCAUUGUAACACUUGGCUAGUUCAUAGCCUAUUGUUUAGUUGUGUGUACUGUGUAUAUGUCUGUAAACAUUACAGCGAGAUUUAUUAUUCACUAUUGAGUAUUAUCACAUCCUUAUUUAUCCUUUUGAUUCA
This is a messenger RNA of Chenopodium quinoa (quinoa), 2439 nucleotides long. RefSeq names its product protein S-acyltransferase 24-like. The coding region runs from base 409 to 2316 and encodes 635 amino acids. Gene Ontology annotation, cellular component: Golgi membrane. The transcript has 13 exons. Gene Ontology annotation, molecular function: protein binding; palmitoyltransferase activity. Lineage: Eukaryota; Viridiplantae; Streptophyta; Magnoliopsida; Caryophyllales; Amaranthaceae. Gene Ontology annotation, biological process: protein palmitoylation. The record is from RefSeq and is a predicted model, not a curated record.